CGAGGAGGAUGACGAUGCGCCUCGGAGGCGCAGUUGCAUGAGGCGAGCUGCCGAGUCGCUCGUGAUUCCAGAGAGUAGCACCAGCCGAAGGGCCUACGAGGUGGCGUUGCUGGUGAUGCUGCUGUACAUCAGCAUCGUGUUCCCGUGGAGGCUUGCGUUCAUUGAGUACAGGCUCCGUGAGAGCAGUGACGCCCCAUGCAACACCCGGGAGGAGCCCUUCGGCUGGCAAGUGUGGGAGACAAUAGUGGCUUGGUUCUUCUAUGUCGAUUUGGUGCUGAACUUUUUCCUCACUUAUCGGAAAGGCGCGCGCGAGAUCAAUGACCCGUACAAGAUCGCGAAGAAUUAUUUGAGUACUUUUUUUCGUAUCAAUUUGAUCGCAUGCUUUCCCGAGUCGUGGUUCACGCCUUUGAUGGAUCAUAUCGGUAUAGAUCCAGGCGGCUGUGGUUCAGGUGGAAAUGGUUCUUCGCUUGUGCGCUUACACCGCGCCACCAGACUGAUCCGGAUGGCGCGCCUCUUCAGAUUCAGCAGCGCUGCACGGAAGGCGCAGGAGCAGCUGAGCGAUCGGAUGCAGGAGAUUUUGACGAAAGCGAAGUUUUUCAAUAUGAUGGUCAUGUUGGUAUGGGUACUGCAUGUCCUGGCUUGCGGAUGGUACCUGUGCGCUGCGCUCCACGUUGAUCACUCGGAGACUUGGCCCGCUCGCCGACCUCAGGGCCUGUCCGGGGGUAGCUUGCUGGGGGAGUCGUCCACGGUGCAGUGGCUACACUCGAUGUAUUUCGUUCUCACUGUAUUCACCACCGUCGGCUUUGGGGACAUCUUUGCCGUGACAGUCGGCGAGAUCGCUUACGUCGUCUUCGUCAUGUUGGUCGGCGCAAUAGUUCAUAGCAUUAUUAUCGGUGGUGUGAUCAACUUAGUGUCCGAGAAAAGCGAGGACGAGAAGUGGCGAGACCGUCAGAAGAGCCUCCUGACCGCUUUUGGGCGUCAGACGUUGAUGCAGCAUAGCUCCAUCAACAAGUUGACCAACCACAUCGACCAGAUGGAGUCGGGCCAGCAGGACUACGACGGGCAGGAGAUGCGCAACAUGAUCACGGGCGAUGCUCUCCCCCGCAGGCUCGUCGGCGAGUUGCCCACGCAGGUCUUCCAGGGAUUGCUGAUGGAUAGCAAGUUCGUGACUAACUGCGCGAUGUCCUGCUACGGAGGGGCGAUUCCGCCGCGGUUUACGGUACUGCUCGCCACCAUGCUGCGAGUGCAGCACUACAAGGCACUCGAGAUCAUCAUGCAGAUGCACGACAGUGCUUCGAGCAUCUUCAUCGUCCAGUCUGGCACUUUCGCCGCCAUCGGCGAGCCAGGACCGUGGGGUGGCUCGGAUGCAACGGUCUUCCGAACGCUCUCAGCAGCGAAGAAAAUGGCGCCAGCGCGAGUCGGCGAUGACGUUCAAACACCGUCCAAACCAGGGAGUGCGGACGAAAUUGACAGUCCGAAGAGCCCUACGAGAUCGAGCCCUACGAAAUCUCGCACCAUGGCACGAACGCUCACAGAGAAGUCGGUCGACAUGCAGAGAUCAGCAUCAAGCCCAAGAAGGCCCACCGUGACUUCACUGAAAAGAUUCGUUCUGAACCAUGCCAAGAGGAAUGCAUCCGACGUGUCCAGCCUCCCAGAAAUCACCGGGCAUCGCAAUUAUAGCAGCGUCUUGAACACGGACUGCGUAUCCACCCUGGAUCAGAAGGUCAGUGCUUGGAUACCCUUCGUCAGCGACGCAGAGCAAUGGUUGGAGAUCGAUCUGAUGAGAUCUCGAUUCGUUUCUGGAGUCAAGGUGGCAGGGCAUCCCUCAGAUGAUGCUUGGGUCACGGAGUUCAGGGUGCUGACCUCCACGAGAAGGGGUUUCAACAAUGAUAUUGGGCACUAUACCGAAGAGCCGCAGGUCUUUCCAGGAUGCGUUGAUAAAGAUACGGAGGUGGAGGUGGGUUUUGCACCGCGAAUGGCCCAGUUCAUCCGCAUCGUUCCCACCAGAUGGCACAACAGAAUCGGCCUGCGGGCAGGGGUGGUGCUCAGUCAAAACGUCCUCUUCCCUUACCAGCUGUACGGCAGGAAAAAUUACUUUGGCGACGAGGUGCUGUUCUCGAGCACCCGCAACUGCACGACGCGGUGCGAGGCCGACGGCGAGGUGCUCCUGCUGCACAAGCGCGACCUCCUCGCCAACGGCGUUGGCGGCAGGCUCUACGAGGAUUUCCCACAGUUCCAGAGGGUCCUCCUGGCGGUCGCGCUGAGUCGCCACACCCACCGCUUGGGCAUGCUCGCCAGGCUCACGAGAGGCUGCAGCUACAGGCACCUCGCGGCCUCCCUCGUCCAGCGGUUCUGGAGGAGCGCGGGCGCCAGGAAGAGCCGCGCGGCCGCGGGCUGGGACGCCGCCGUGGACGAGCUGCGGCUCGCCUCGCUGAUGGGGGGGGCGCAGGGGGUCUCGAUGGCGGGCCAGCCGACGGCGUCGGGGCACCCAACGGAUCCCAAGGUCGCUGGGCUGGUCGCCAGCCUGGGCGAGCUCCGCCACGACGUCGCCAGCCUGGGCCGCAAGGUGGAGGGCAUGGCGGCCUCGCAGGGCGCCCUCGCCGGGCGGCUGGAGGCCCUGGCCGCCCAGCUGCGGCAGCUGGUCGCCGCCGAGCGCCAGGUGGGCAUCACGGGGGCCUGUGUGAGCCCAGGCGUCAGGGCCGCCGCUGGCGACGCCGCCGAGGCACCGGACGAGGAGCCGCUGAGGAGCGUCUGAGGAGCUUGCGAGGAGUGCCGGUCGGGGCGGCGGGGCCCUCGCGAGCGGAGGGGGCGACUCGCGGGCGGGCCGCGCAGCCACGGCAAGGGCGCGGAGGGCCUCGUGUCCGUCUGCUUUCCGUCCUGCGGCGCUGGGGUGCUCCCUCCCCCGCUCCCCCAGCGACCUGAUUCCACGGCGCGUCUUGAGUGCCACCUCGCCAGGCUCUGCGCGGGAGCUUGCAUUGUGUGUUGCAGCUCGGAGAGGUGUCACCCGCCUGACCUUGGCAGAGGAGGCCCCCUUCUUCGUCAAAGGCUGCCCCACAGUACCGCGAAGUAGCCAUCUCCCGUUCGCGUGAAGAACGAGUGCAUUCAGCGCGUGAUGUUCUGAUUUUGGGUGCUACAGGCUGACGAUGAGACAUUGUGUACCAGAUGGUCGGCCUUGACUUUCGCGCAUCUCUUCUGCCCAACUGGUCUGCACAUGAUGGAUGUCGUUUUCGAUAGCGGCUGGCAUCCCCUACUUACGCACGUGGGCGUCUUUACUUCGUUUUUCCUCUCUUUGUCUCACAAGACUUCCUGCUGUAAGAGUCAGCCUGCCCCCUGUACCCCUAUAGCUCAACUCGGCACGGCAGAGGACUGAAAUUAAUUGCGUGGGCCGGCCGAAGCCAGCCGUGAACCCCCCACUCGACCACGCCGCCGGGGCCUGGAGAAUGCUCGUCGAAGUGUCCGCGCGGGCCGGUCGGCCGUGCGCGUGCUCUGUCACCCCUUUCUGUCGGCUGGGUCACUCUUACCCGGGGUCGCUCUUGCUUGCAGCCGAUCCUGUCGGUUGUUUUUCCCUUCUUGGCGUCUCCCCUCCGCCCAGAAGUCAUUGCGCCACCGUGCCGGCUCCAAAAAAAUGAGGUGUGCGGCUUCUGGCUUCGCGCGUGUGGCCUGCCGCUUCCCGUCGUGCUGCCUGCGUGCACGCGUGGUUGUUCUUUUUCGUGCUUCCCCCGUCGGUCCGGC
Prorocentrum cordatum is the source of this 3732-nucleotide messenger RNA. NCBI's taxonomy places the organism in Eukaryota, Dinophyceae, Prorocentrales, Prorocentraceae. The record is from the annotation of a GenBank genome assembly.